CAGGCAGAGAGCAUGCAAGUAGUGACAUAGUGAUUAUAACGGUUCGAUAAAACUAUAGUGUUGAUUAAACAAUGCUGUGAUAUAUAAUACCAAUGAUAUAAACCCUAUUGACUUAAUGUGAUCUUUCAAUAAAGUUCUAAGACUUUAUUCAAUUAUUAACUACUAUGAUGUGGUUUACUCUAAUAUUUAUUUUCGGAGUAACUGUAUUAAUAAAUAAUUCUGAGGCAAAAAGCGUACCGCCUCCCGCUGGAAAUGAGACAGCAAGUCAAGUACAAAACAAAGAUUUUAGCUUGGGUUCCUGCAUAUGGGCCAUAAGUCGUACCUGCCCAGAUAAAGAUGUCUCCUUUCAUUUGUAUACAAGACAAAAUCCUCAAACGGCACAACUUGUAUAUAUUGCUGGUGAUUCUCAGGCCUCAAAUCUAUCACAAUCCUUUUACGAUAGCCAAUAUUCCAGUAAAAUAAUCAUACAUGGAUACAAUGCUAAUAUGUUUUUACAUUCCCUGGCCUUGAUGAAGGAUGAAUAUUUAGCCAAAGAUGAUUACAAUAUAUUCUAUGUGGAUUGGAGUAAUUUGGCUUUAGGUCCUUGUUACCUUAACGCUGUCUACAAUAUACAACAUGCUGGAGCAUGUGUGGCUCAACUGGUGGAGCGGAUACGAGAUUUAAAUAGCUCAGAUAUUCACCUUAUUGGUUUCUCAUUGGGAGCUCAUAUGACCAAUUAUGUAGCCAAAAACUUAGAUAACUUUACCUUGCCUCGCAUUACAGGUCUGGAUCCCGCUUUACCCUUGUUUGUUACCUCGGACAAUGGUGAAAAGUUGGAUGAAUCGGACGCCAACUUUGUGGAUGUAAUUCACACAAAUGGCUUGGUCCAGGGUAAAUUGGAACGGUGUGGGCAUGCUGAUUUUUAUAUGAAUGGAGGCAUAAUUCAACCGCAUUGUUUUAAGGAUAAUCCCAUAAACCCCUUUCCCUGUUUCCAUCAUCGAGCUUUGGACUAUUAUCAUGAAUCGAUACGUUCCACAAGUGGUUUUUGGGGAUGGAAAUGUAGUUCAUAUUUAGCAUAUAUUUUGGGUUAUUGUCCACGUACCAAUGAUGAUUUGUUUGAAGCUGGAGAAAAUGUCAAGACCACUACCAGAGGUAUGUUUUUGGUAGAUACCAAUGGAAAACCACCUUACGCCAUGGGAAAAUGUAGUACAAAAGAUGAAAGUUCGAAAAAUAUAAGCCAACUCGAAACAAAUAAAACAAUAAAUGAAGCAUAUAUGCCUCCAACAAAGAGAAUUGAUCGCUUAUUAGCUGCCGGAGACCAAUGGGAUAAAAUAAAUUACAGUUUUAACAAUCCUCAUAAUCAUACAUCUACACCGAAUUCUAAAGGCGUAUGAUGGGAAUAGUGUCCAUUCAGUUAUAAUGGGAUUAGUGUCAAUGAUAUAAAAGUCAUAAAUUCUCAACUGUUGAUUUUAAGACCAGGAGAACUAACAUCUGAUAAUAAGCAACAUACAGAAAGCAGCAGACAUUGAAUAAACUCCACCAUAAAG
Molecule: messenger RNA, 1526 nt
Organism: Stomoxys calcitrans (stable fly)
Lineage: Eukaryota; Metazoa; Arthropoda; Insecta; Diptera; Muscidae
Product: phospholipase A1
Exons: 6
Coding region: 165-1373 (402 amino acids)
Biological process (GO): lipid metabolic process
Molecular function (GO): lipase activity
Source: RefSeq, a predicted model, not a curated record